CCGCAAACCGUUGCUAUUCUUUGGCUUGGAUUUUAAUUUUCUUGUUCCAACCAAAACUUCUCUGUGAAAAUGGGAUUCGUUUGUUGCGUUCCUGGGUGCAAGAACAAAAGCAACAGCGGCGACAACGGGAACGGAAUUCAGUUGCAUCGUUUUCCAAAUAACCAGCAGUUAUUUGAUCUUUGGUUAGCUGCAAUCGGCCGUCCGGAUUUGAAUCAAAAACCCCUAGAAAAUGUUCGAGCUUGUUACAGAGUCUGUAGUGUACACUUUGCAAGGGAACCUGAUCUUAUGGACAGCAGACGACAGUCAAAUAUACCAAAUGACGCCGUUCCAACUCUACUUUUAAGCAAUUCUGUUGAAUUACCUGCUACGCGUGCUGAAACACAUCCAAAUGCAGCUACAAAAAAACAACUUGGUAAACAACAAAAUGGAAAUAAUUCUGAUUCAAUAUCGAAAAAACAGACCAUGACACCUGCAAGAGCCAGACGUAGUCCAAGUAUUUCUGAAGCAAAAACAAGUUCAGACUUAGAUAUUCAAACCAAAAUAAUUGUUUUCAAUAUUUAUUCCAAUCUGAAAAAAGAAAAUGAUGAUUUUUCAGAAAACCAAAUUCUGGAGAGAAUUAGUGAAAUGACCAAAAUCAACCUUAAAGUAGUUUGUGAAGUAAUUCAGGAGAGAUGUAAUCAACCUCGCAAGUAAAUGAAAAAAGAUUAGACAAAAACUGAAGCAAGUUGGCAUAAAAAGAAAUUAUUUUUUCUGUUUAAAAAUUUGUUUCGGUAAAAUUCAUUGCAACAGUGUGGAAGUUCUAUGACAAAUUUGGGAAUUGGGAUCCAGAAGUAUUGCACUGUGACUGUAAAACUAAAAUAAAAUUAUCUGUUUCCCUUUGUUUAUAAAUAUGAAGUACCUACAUUUAAACAAAACCCAAAAUUGUAACUGUAAAAAUUGUAUAAAAUAAAAUUAA
Messenger RNA from Ceutorhynchus assimilis (cabbage seed weevil), 955 nucleotides. The record is from the annotation of a GenBank genome assembly. NCBI's taxonomy places the organism in Eukaryota, Metazoa, Arthropoda, Insecta, Coleoptera, Curculionidae.